AUGUCAGGUUUAAGAACUACUGCAAAAUGUGUUAUCCACACAACAAAGGGCGAGUUAGAAGUCGAAUUAUGGGCUAAGGAGUGUCCAUUAACAUGCCGGUACUUUUUGGAAUCUAGUCAAAGAGGAAAUUUUAAUGGUGCUACAUUUAAUAAUUAUAUGAAGGGUAAAUACUUAUCUCUGGUACACCCUGCUGAUCAUUCAGAUAUCGAUGCAGUACGCUCUGUCGAAUAUAAUUCAAGACUGAUCGUAUCACAAGAUGGUAUACUAUGCUGGAAUUUAAAAGAGAAUACUUUAAUUAUUAGUACAAAAGAAUGGCCAAAUCACUCAAGAAAUGAAUUUACCGUAUUUGGUAAAAUUGUUGGACAAUCAAUAUAUACACUGAGAGGGUGGUUAACAAAUGAUUUAGAUGAUGACUCUGGGGGUACGAAAUUCAUAUAUCCUGCUAUUAUUAAAGGUAUUGAAAUUACAAUACCUUACUUCAAUGAUCUACGUGUCGAUGAGCCGGCAAAGAUGAAAUCAGUGUCAUUAACAGAACCUCCUCGAAAAAGAUUAAAAUCAAUGGCAAAAGUUAAAUUAAGUUUUGAUGAUGAUGAUGAAGGAGAAGAAAAUGAUGAUUCUGUAUUGUUAAAAUCAAAGAUAAAAAUGAAGGCAUCACCUUUAUUAAAUCGCAAACAAAAGAAACCUAGCACGAAGAAACAGGUAGAAUCUCAUGAGGUUGUUAAUAAAAAAGGUAAGGAAAUACCAAUGGAAAAGCUUUCUAAAAAUCUGCCACAGGACUCUGGUGAACCUGAAAAAUCUACUGAUACUGUAUCGACAAACCAGAAUGCAUUAUAUAAAAAAUUAGAUCCAAUGGCCCUUUUAGCUAAAAUGAAAGCAUCUAAUAAUGGUAAGAGUAUUUUUUCAUAA
Messenger RNA from Maudiozyma saulgeensis, 906 nucleotides. The record is from the annotation of a GenBank genome assembly. NCBI's taxonomy places the organism in Eukaryota, Fungi, Ascomycota, Saccharomycetes, Saccharomycetales, Saccharomycetaceae.